UUUCGUGUUCGAUCAGUGUUAUUUCACUCGUUGCGCACCUGCGAGCGAUUUGCGGCGCGAUUUCGGAUAAAAGAGAGGAAAAAUAGAGCACGUUGAUGUGGUAGAGAUGUAUCAAGGGUUUAAAGAAAAAAUGGUCAUCGAUUCAACUUCAAAGGCACCCCAAUAAAGGAAACUCACUUUACUAGAGACAGCAAUUAUGAGAUCGAAAUUAUUUCCCGACCUACCUAAUCAUUCGCACGUGAUUUUGUGAAUAUCGCUCGAAGAUCGUUACCCAGUGAUCAGAGCUAGACUAUUGUGUAAUACAUAAUCGUUCGAAGAGGACCAUUGAUAACGUCGGACCUUCGCAGUGAUAUCGUGGUAAUAUUUCAGUCAAGCUGCCAAUAAAUUUCAUCACUCGCCGUCUGAUCGUCGGUGUAUCGGUCGAUACGUGCCGUUUGCUUGUAAAAGACACAUUUUUAUGCGGCGUCGCGCGAACGCUGAACGUGAUCCUAAAAACGUGUUCGACGCCAGACAUUGGCGGAAGGAUUUGUCGCGGUCGUAAUUAAAAUCGCAGCAGAAACGUGAAACGAAUCAUGUCAUUGGAUAAAACGGACACGACAGGACAAUUUGUGAAAGUACGAUCGGAGAGGACUGGCUUUAAACCUAUUGAACGAUGGCGUAUCACGAGGAACGUUCUGAUAAUUGGAAUCGCGUUUAUGGUGAACUUCACGGCAUUCAUGGGGGCGACGAAUUUACAGAGCUCGAUUAAUGCCGAUGGAUCGUUGGGUACCUUCACCCUGGCGUCAAUUUAUGGCAGUCUGAUCUUCAGCAAUAUCUUUCUGCCGACUCUGAUUAUAAGCUGGCUGGGCUGUAAAUGGACCAUAUCAUUGUCCAUUCUGACUUACGUGCCGUUUAUGGCUGCACAAUUCUACCCAAAAUUCUACACCAUGAUACCAGCUGGGUUGAUGGUUGGUAUCGGUGCAGGGCCACUCUGGUGCGCCAAAUGCACUUAUUUAACGGUCGUCGCAGAAGCAUACACCACUCUAUCGAAUGUGGCCCAGGAUGUCCUCGUCACGAGAUUCUUCGGUCUGUUCUUCAUGUUUUACCAGAUGGCACAAGUCUGGGGGAAUCUUAUAUCUUCGGCAGUCCUUUCAUAUGGAAUCGACACGGUGCCAUCGAAUAUUACACUGAAUAGUAGCAUUGUGGCGGAGGCGUGUGGUGCCAAAUUUUGCGGUGCAACUUCCGAUACCGACGACAGUCCGAAUUUGGAACGACCUCCAGAGGAAAGAAUUCAUCUAAUAUGCGGCAUCUAUUUGGGUUGUAUGAUAGUCGCUUCAUUGAUUGUGAUGUUUGGAGUUGACUCGCUCUCGAGGUAUGACAGAGGUAGAUCAGGAUCAGCGACAGGCCAGUCAGGAUUCAAAUUGUUGGCUGUGACACUGAAACUAUUGAAAGAGAAAAACCAGAUCCUUAUACUGCCAGUAAUAAUAUUCAUAGGAGCGGAGCAAGCAUUCUUAUUCGCUGAUUACAAUGCUUCAUUCGUUUCAUGUGCAUGGGGAAUCAACAAUAUCGGUUACGUAAUGAUCUGUUUCGGUGUGACGAACGCUAUAGCUGCUUUAGGUACAGGAUCUAUAAUGAAACUAACAGGAAGAAGGCCUUUGAUGAUAUUCGCUUUUUGUAUUCACAUGGGAAUUUUUACUUUCCUGUUGCGUUGGAAACCCACUCCUGAUCAAAAUCAAAUAUUCUUUUUGAUGUCUGGAUUAUGGGGUCUUUGUGACGCUAUGUGGCUGGUACAAAUAAACGCUCUAUCAGGUUUGCUGUUCCCAGGCAGAGAAGAAGCCGCUUUUUCGAACUUCCGACUGUGGGAGUCCACAGGUUCUGUGAUCACAUACGUGUACAGUCCUUACCUCUGCACUCAAACGAAGCUGUACUGUCUAAUAGCAAUCCUCUGUCUUGGAAUGAUUGGUUACGGUAUAAUCGAGUGGACUGGGAAAGCCGAUAGAUCGGUUCCAGAAUCGAAACCAGAUUUCGAAUUGGUGACAAAUGGCGAAUUGAACGACACGACGAAACUUUGACUUGACGAGAAUAAAAUUAAUGAAUCCUUUCAA
Messenger RNA from Bombus terrestris (buff-tailed bumblebee), 2084 nucleotides. RefSeq names its product UNC93-like protein. Gene Ontology annotation, molecular function: potassium channel regulator activity. Gene Ontology annotation, biological process: regulation of muscle contraction; regulation of potassium ion transport. Lineage: Eukaryota; Metazoa; Arthropoda; Insecta; Hymenoptera; Apidae. The record is from RefSeq and is a predicted model, not a curated record. The transcript is spliced from 7 exons. Bases 573 to 2051 code for a protein of 492 amino acids. Gene Ontology annotation, cellular component: striated muscle dense body; plasma membrane.